AUGGGAAGAAGUGGGAAUGUAUUUUGGGGGAUAAUGGUAUUUGGUGGUCUAACCAUUUUAGCUCUAAUACCAUUUACACUCUACCUUAUCAACUCCCUUUCCCCAACCAUCAUUCACGGUCUCUCACUUGCAAAAGUCACUGGUGAAUUCGUAGAGUCGUCGACUAAUCAGGCGAUCAAGGUCAGAGUGAGAGUAGGACCAUCAGGUGGAUGCGUUUGGUCGAAUCUGACCGAAUCUAUCUCCUGUGUUUCGCUUAUACCUUACAAACCCACUCCUGAAUCAAUUCACUUGGCAAACAACGAAAGUAUCACCUCGUGUUUCCCUAUCGCUCUUGGUAAAGCAUUAGCUUUGAAUCACGUUACGACUGCGUUCAUGGGUUUGAGCAUAUUGGCUAUAUUGGUGGAUUGUUUAAUACUCCAAGGUGGUAUCUCCCUGGCUAUAGUAUACCUGAUGGUUCUAUUCAUGUGGAUCACCUUUAUUCUCGAAACGGUCUAUAUCAGUGUCUUGCAUAAACGUCUCGAUAAGAUUAAUCAAGGUGAUAAUGACAAUGGAAAUUGGGACUAUAAAGUUGGAGAAGGGUAUUGGUUCGUUUUAGCCGCUACUAUAUUGGUAUCAUUGGUUACCUGUGGAGGGAAUUUCUCCAUCGACAGUAACUGA
Kwoniella mangroviensis CBS 8507 is the source of this 657-nucleotide messenger RNA. RefSeq lists its product as uncharacterized. The transcript has 5 exons. The record is from RefSeq and is a predicted model, not a curated record. The coding region runs from base 1 to 657 and encodes 218 amino acids. NCBI's taxonomy places the organism in Eukaryota, Fungi, Basidiomycota, Tremellomycetes, Tremellales, Cryptococcaceae.